This is a messenger RNA of Glycine soja, 1388 nucleotides long. Its product is annotated as gibberellin 20 oxidase 2-like. The record is from RefSeq and is a predicted model, not a curated record. Gene Ontology annotation, molecular function: gibberellin 20-oxidase activity. The coding region runs from base 109 to 1194 and encodes 361 amino acids. NCBI's taxonomy places the organism in Eukaryota, Viridiplantae, Streptophyta, Magnoliopsida, Fabales, Fabaceae. Gene Ontology annotation, biological process: gibberellin biosynthetic process; flower development; unidimensional cell growth. The transcript is spliced from 3 exons.
UCCUUGUCUAAGCUAACUGCUAUUCAAUAAUCACUAGUGUUUGUACGUGUUAAGCUAGAGUUCCUUGCUUCCUACCUUAGUUGAUUGAAACAACACAAUUAACGCGAGAUGAAUUCAGGUCUCUUGUGUUCUGAACUUGAGGUUCUACACCACGUGCCAACCAAUUUCAUUUGGCCAAAGGAGUACUUGGUGGAUGCACAACACGAGCUCCAAGCACCAGUGGUGGACCUUUAUGGCUUUCUCAGAGGGGAUAAUGAGCCUACAAAACAUGCUGCUAAGCUCAUUAGUGAAGCUUGCUCGAAACAUGGCUUCUUCCAAGUGAUCAAUCAUGGGGUUGAUCCACACCUCAUUCGUGAAGCACAUCAUCAAAUGGACACUUUCUUCAAGCUUCCAAUUCAUAGGAAAUUGAGUGUUCAUAAGGUACCUUGUUCCAUGUGGGGUUACUCUGGUGCGCAUGCUCAUCGCUUCUCCUCCAAAUUGCCGUGGAAGGAAACCCUCUCUUUCCCAUAUCAUGACAACACCUCAGAGCCUGUUGUAACAAACUGCUUCAAAUCCACCAUAGGAGAAGACUUUGAACAAGCCGGAUUGACAUUCCAGAAGUACUGCGGAGCCAUGAAGCAGUUGGGAAUGAAACUGAUAGAGCUAUUGGCAAUAAGCUUAGGGGUGGAUCGGUUGUGCUAUAAGGACUUGUUUGAAGAAGGUUGCUCCAUCAUGAGAUGCAACAAUUACCCAUCUUGCCAGCAACCGAGCCUUACACUGGGGACAGGACCGCAUUGUGAUCCAACGUCGUUAACCAUACUUCACCAAGAUCAUGUUGGAGGCCUUCAUGUAUUUGCGGACAACAGGUGGCAAACGGUUCCACCUCGCCUUGAUGCAUUUGUAAUCAACAUUGGAGACACCUUCACGGCAUUAUCAAAUGGGAGAUACAAAAGUUGCCUCCAUAGGGCAGUGGUAAACAAGUACAAAGAGAGGAAGUCCUUGGCGUUCUUUCUGUGCCCCAAAGAAGACAAGUUGGUGAGAGCCCCAGAUGAUAUUGUGAGCAUGGAUGGGAUCAAACACUAUCCCGAUUUUACAUGGUCAGAUUUGCUUCACUUCACACAAAAGCACUACAGAGCAGACCAAGCUACACUGCCAAACUUCAUCAAGUGGUUGCAAUCCUCCAAAACCACACAAACUAGCCAGCUUUUACGCUAACCAACAAAUGAAUCUGUUCUACUACUUUAUUUUGGCAAGAGGUUGUACGUUGAACACAAUAUCGCAUCUAAAUUCUCCCUGUAGUUUAAUUUCCUACGUACACCCGAAAACUUUUUUACCCCAUCACUGGAUGUAUGUUGCAGUUUACAUAUCUAUUCGCCUUUAUCUUUCAUGUUUCUCGGCCCAGUAGUACA